This is a messenger RNA of Phytophthora sojae, 390 nucleotides long. RefSeq lists its product as hypothetical. NCBI's taxonomy places the organism in Eukaryota, Oomycota, Peronosporomycetes, Peronosporales, Peronosporaceae. The record is from RefSeq and is a predicted model, not a curated record. The transcript is spliced from 2 exons. The annotation marks the transcript as partial.
AGGGCAGGUCAGAUUCAGCUGGCGUCGACCAAGUUCGACGGCAGGGUCGAGAACUGGAACCGGUGGCAGACAAUCUUCCACAGACAGGGGCUGCUGCAACUAGUGCAAGGGCGUGAGUGCUUCGACGAGGAGCGCGCUCGCCGCGAUGAGGACUGGAAGAAGUGCUACGAGACGCGCGAGCGCAAGGCUCACACCGAGAUCGCUCUCGCUGCACGGGGACCUCUUGGACCGAGAACCAAUGCAGUGUACCUAAAACAGGGUCUGUAUGCGCACCGCCUUCGCCAAGGCGAGGGAGUGACGGAGUACGUAGGCGACUUGCAGCGGAUGCGCCGCGAGCUCGAGUGCAUGGAGAUCGCGCUAGUAGAGGGAGAGAUGACCAGCAUUGUGCUG